This is a messenger RNA of Pochonia chlamydosporia 170, 2646 nucleotides long. RefSeq names its product OPT oligopeptide transporter family. The coding region runs from base 1 to 2646 and encodes 881 amino acids. The transcript is spliced from 13 exons. The record is from RefSeq and is a predicted model, not a curated record. Gene Ontology annotation, molecular function: oligopeptide transmembrane transporter activity. Lineage: Eukaryota; Fungi; Ascomycota; Sordariomycetes; Hypocreales; Clavicipitaceae. Gene Ontology annotation, biological process: transmembrane transport.
AUGGAAAAGUCAGAGCCAAAGGAGAAGCCGUCUCAGGUGCUGGAGAAGGCGGAGGCCUUUGACGCGGUGCACCCAACGAUAUCGGAGGACGAAAUUGGGGGCCUUCGCACAAUUGAAGGACAUCUCAAUGCCACCGAAGAUGACAUCCUCGAGGCGAAGGAGGUGGCCGCCUCCAUGAGCUUGGAAAGUGUCCGGAAGCUGAUGAAAAAUGUGCUGGCUAUGCAUGAUGGGGACCCAAACUUCCCUCACGUUACCUUGCAGAAGAUUAAAGAGUUUAUGGAGAACGAAGAUGUCAUGGUCAACCCCGAAAAGCACGAGAGCCUGGUCCAAGAGAUGAAGCUUGAAGCCGCCCUCAUCACUAACAACAGUCCCUAUGCUGAAGUCCGCGCUGUCACAGACAAUCACGACGACCCAACCAUACCUGUCUCUACGAUCCGCGCCUGGACAAUUGGCAUCGUCUUUUCAUGCUUCCUAGCCUUUGUCAACCAGCUCUUCUCCAUCCGUCAACCUCCAAUCCGAUUUGACACCAACAUGGCCCAGUUGCUCGCCUAUCCGGUGGGCAAAGCGUGGGAGAAGUGGAUGCCCAAAAAGGAUAUCCGCAUCCCGUUCACAAGCCAUGUGGUCAAUCUGAACCCAGGACGAUUCAACAGGAAGGAGCACAUGCUCAUCGCCAUUAUGGCAAACAUCUCCCGAAGUCUGCCGUACACGCAGUACAUCAUCUGGACGCAGGUUCUCCCUCAGUAUUUCAACCAGGCGUACGCCCGCAAUUAUGCCUACAUUUUCCUCAAUGGUUUUGCGACCAACUUUAUUGGUUACGGCUUAGCUGGUCUGACGAGAAAGUUCAUCGUAUAUCCGUCGUACUGCGUCUGGCCUAGGUCUCUCGUCACCAUUGCCCUCAACACUGCGCUGCACAACGAGGAAAACCACGCAGUUUUGGGACCUUUCGGCAAGAUGUGGAGCAUGUCCAGAUAUAGAUUCUUCAUGAUUUCUUUCGGCGCCAUGUUUGUCUACUUUUGGUUCCCCAACUACAUCUUCCAGGUCCUCUCGUACUUUUCGUGGAUGACAUGGAUUGCGCCUAAUAAUCUCCACUUGAACAUCUUAACGGGCAUGCAAAACGGCCUUGGUCUUUUCAACCCUCUCCCGACUUUUGAUUGGAAUGUUAUCAACUUCAGAGAUGUUGACCCUCUCAUGGUCCCGUCCUUCUCAACAUUCAACUUUGCGGCUGGCAUGUUCAUCUCAGGCCUCUUCGUCCUUGGCCUCUGGUACAGCAACGGCUGGAACACAGGCUACCUCCCCAUCAACAGCAACCGUAUCUUUGACCACUUUGGAGAUCUGUACAAUGUCUCGAACGCCCUCGACAGCCGUGGCAUGUUUGACCUUGAGAAGUACAGCAAAUACUCUGCUCCAUACAUGAGCGCCGCCAACAGUUUGGUGUACGGGUUCUUCUUUGCCGUCUACGCCUCGGUGGUAACGCACGUCGUUCUUUACCAUAGAUAUGAGCUCAAGAUGGGCUUCAAGAAUCUCGUGAAGGGCAUGCGCUGGAAGCGUAAGAAGACCGAGGACGAGGGCGAGGGCGAGCAGCAGCAGCAGCAGACUGAGCAAACGGGUGAGGGUGAAUACAUGGAUGUUCAUAACCGUCUCAUGGCGGCUUAUCCUGAAGUCUCUGAAUGGUGGUACUUUGGCGUCCUCGUCAUUUCCAUCGUCUUUGGUGUCCUGGGUAUCGCCCUCUGGCCGACAUACACCUCACCGGCCGUCGUCUUGUAUGGUAUUUGGCUGUGCCUCAUGUUUGUCGUCCCCAUUGGCAUCGUUGCUGCCAUGACAGGUAUCGAAGUCACGCUGAACGUGCUCGCCGAGUUUAUCGGUGGCAUGAUUGUCGAGGGAAACGCCUUGGCCAUGAAUUUCUUCAAGUCAUACGGAUACGUUACUUGUGCCCACGCUAUUUCAUUCGCGAAUGACUUGAAACUCGCCCACUACGUCAAGAUUCCACCACGCGUCACUUUUGCCGGACAGCUGGUUGCCACGCUCAUCUCAACGCUUAUUUGCACCGGCAUGAUCAAAUUCCAGAUGGGAAUAGCGGGUGUCUGUACCACGAACGCCCCCAUGCGCUUCAAGUGUCCCAGCGAAAACACCUUCUUCACCGCCGCCGUUCUCUGGGGUACCAUCGGCCCAAUCAAGGUGUUUGGCAAAGACGGCCAAUACAAGUGGCUGCUCCUCGGAUUCCCCCUGGGCAUCGCUGCGGUUCUCGUCUUCUUUGGGCUCAAGAAAAUGUUCCCGAACAGCCAGGGACUGAGACAGGUUCACGUUGUUGCCGCUAUUGCUGGUGGUUUGGCAUGGGCUCCUUACAGCUUCUCAUACGCCUGGCCUUCCGUGCCGAUUGCCUGGCUCUCGUGGAUCUAUAUCCGCGGUCGAUAUCUCGACUUCUGGUCCAAGUACAACUUUGUCCUGUCGGCCGCAUGGGCCGCUGGUAUCGCCAUAUCAGCCAUCAUCAUGCUCUUCUCCGUGCAAUGGGCCGGCAUCGAGAUUGAUUGGUGGGGGAACACGCAGCCCAAUGUCGGAUGCGAGGGCAUGCCAUGUAAGCUCUACACGCUGCGUAAAGGAGAAAGGUUCUACCCCUGGUGGGAUCCUAGCAAGGUUCCUGCUCCGUAG